AUGGACAAGUUCAAGUUACCCGCCUUCCUGCGGCGUGGGGGUAAAGAGAAAGUGACUGCUUCAUCGGAGAAUUUCCACGUCGGGGAAAAUGAUGAGAACCAGGAACGUGGGAACUGGUCCCAAAAGUCCGACUACCUCCUCUCCAUGGUGGGCUACGCAGUAGGCCUGGGAAACGUCUGGAGAUUCCCUUACUUGACUUACCAGAACGGAGGAGGUGCCUUCCUCAUACCCUAUACCAUCAUGCUGGCACUUGCGGGCUUGCCUUUAUUCUUUCUGGAGUGCUCCCUGGGACAGUUUGCCAGCCUGGGACCAGUUUCAGUCUGGAGGAUUCUGCCACUUUUUCAAGGUGUGGGAAUCACCAUGAUUUUGAUCUCAAUAUUCGUCACCAUCUAUUACAAUGUCAUCAUUGCCUACAGUCUCUACUAUUUAUUCGCUUCCUUCCAAAAAGUCCUGCCCUGGUCUCAAUGCUUCCAGUGGGCAGAUUUAAACUGUAGCCGAAUACCAAUAGUAACUCACUGUAACGUGAGCACGGCUAUGGGAGACAUUGUCCAAAUGAACUACUCAUGGGUACUCGACAACAAUAAGACCUGCAUAAACGGCAGCCAGGUGGAACAGCCAGGGCAGCUUCCCAGUGAGCAGUAUUGGGACAAAGUGGCACUCCGGCGUUCCAGUAGCAUGGAAGAAACUGGUGAGAUCGUGUGGUACCUGGCACUCUGCCUUCUUCUGGCCUGGCUUAUAGUUGGAGCAGCACUGUUUAAAGGAAUCAAAUCUUCCGGCAAGGUGGUCUAUUUCACAGCCCUGUUCCCAUACGUUGUCUUGUUCAUCCUGUUAGUGCGAGGUGCAACGCUAGAAGGUGCUUCCAAAGGCAUUUCCUACUACAUUGGGCAGCAGUCGAAUUUCACCAAACUGAAGGAAGCAGAGGUCUGGAAAGAUGCUGCCACCCAGAUCUUCUAUUCGCUUUCAGUGGCCUGGGGUGGCUUGGUUGCUCUCUCCUCCUACAACAAGUUUAAUAACAAUUGCUACUCUGAUGCCAUCGUGGUUUGCUUGACAAACUGCUUGACCAGUGUGUUUGCUGGAUUUGCCAUUUUUUCCAUAUUGGGCCACAUGGCUCACAUAUCUGGAAAGGAGGUCUCCCAGGUUGUCAAAUCAGGCUUUGAUUUGGCAUUCAUUGCCUAUCCAGAAGCUCUCGCACAGCUGCCUGUUGCCCCGUUUUGGUCUAUACUAUUUUUCUUCAUGCUUUUGACUUUGGGUCUUGACUCUCAGUUUGCUUCAAUAGAAACAAUUACAACCACCAUUCAAGAUUUAUUUCCCCAAGUGAUGAAGAGAUUGAGAGCUCCCAUAACUUUGGGGUGCUGCUUGCUUUUGUUUUUAUUAGGUCUGGUCUGUGUAACUCAGGCUGGAAUUUACUGGGUUCAUCUCAUUGACCAUUUCUGUGCUGGAUGGGGCAUUCUGAUCGCAGCCAUACUGGAAAUAAUAGGGAUCAUAUGGAUUUAUGGUGGGAACAGAUUCAUUGAAGACAUUGAGAUGAUGAUUGGAGCAAAGAGAUGGAUAUUCUGGCUGUGGUGGAGAGCCUGCUGGUUUUUCAUUACUCCUCUUCUUUUGAUAACCAUUUUCAUCUGGUCCCUGGUGACAUUUCAGGAACCAGAGUACGCUACAAUCCCCUACCCUACUUGGGGAAUUGCUCUGGGCUGGUGUAUGAUUAUUUUCUGCAUCAUCUGGAUCCCUAUUAUGGCUAUUGUGAAAAUAGUGAAAGCCAAGGGCAACUUUAUCCAGCGUUUAAUAAGUUGCUGUAGACCAGCUUCCAACUGGGGCCCAUACCUGGAGCGGCAUCGUGGUGAGAGGUACAGUGGCAUGGUUGAUCCCAAAAAGGAGCACGACCAUGAAAUCCCAACCGUCAGUGGCAACACAAAACCUGAAUGA
Gracilinanus agilis (Agile Gracile Mouse Opossum) is the source of this 1920-nucleotide messenger RNA. It is a transcript of the gene SLC6A14, whose product is annotated as solute carrier family 6 member 14. The transcript has 14 exons. Gene Ontology annotation, biological process: sodium ion transmembrane transport. Bases 1 to 1920 code for a protein of 639 amino acids. NCBI's taxonomy places the organism in Eukaryota, Metazoa, Chordata, Mammalia, Didelphimorphia, Didelphidae. The record is from RefSeq and is a predicted model, not a curated record. Gene Ontology annotation, cellular component: membrane. Gene Ontology annotation, molecular function: L-proline transmembrane transporter activity.